CAUCAUAGCCAAAGAUGCACCGGUGCCGCUCAACGGCGGCCCUAUAGUAAUGAUCGGCUCGGACGCUAUCGAGAUCUCAGAGGCGAGAACAGGACGUAUCAUUGAGGUUCGCUCGAACGGGUACCUCGCGUUGGGUGCACCCGUGAGCAUCCGAGCCAGCGGAGGAGCGAUGGAUCAGCUCGUAGUGGAAGAACGCCGCGCGGAGGCGAGCGAACAACUAGUGGUAGAGGAGCCCGGCGACAACACAGCAGACACGGCGGAGUCUGCUGUGGCAAUCAUGCCGCAAGCUAACGAACAAUAUAGUGCGCAGAUUUUCUUCAAGGAUCUCAAGACAAGGUUUUCCGUUGUACCAGAGGACGGUUCCAAGUUUGCAGCGAGAGAACUAGAGGUCGGCGAUGGAGAGAAGUGGGAGCUAGUUUGAGUAGAUGAUAUCUGACUUGGGCAUAAAAUCAGCUGCACAGUGUCGUUCAAAGAAGAAACUACCUACAGACGUCGUUUGUAUAGC
Molecule: messenger RNA, 505 nt
Organism: Coniophora puteana RWD-64-598 SS2
Lineage: Eukaryota; Fungi; Basidiomycota; Agaricomycetes; Boletales; Coniophoraceae
Exons: 1
Coding region: 50-421 (123 amino acids)
Source: RefSeq, a predicted model, not a curated record